Molecule: messenger RNA, 675 nt
Organism: Cladocopium goreaui
Lineage: Eukaryota; Dinophyceae; Suessiales; Symbiodiniaceae
Source: the annotation of a GenBank genome assembly
AGGCUGUCGUUUUCAGCUUCUCAAACGGGCGCCGUGUGUCGCGCUCGCUGAUCAGCGCGUUGCCAUCGUUGCCAUCGCCAUGGCAUUGAAGCGCAUACAAAAAGAGCUGCAGGACUUGGGCAACGACCCGCCAGCGAAUUGCUCCGCGGGCCCCGUGGGUGAGGAUAUGUUCAACUGGCAGGCGACGAUCAUGGGGCCGCCGGAAAGUGCGUACACCGGUGGCGUGUUCUUUCUGAACAUCAACUUCCCAUCGGAUUACCCCUUCAAGCCACCGAAGGUGCACUUCACCACGAAGAUCUAUCAUUGCAAUGUCAAUUCGAAUGGCGCCAUCUGCCUAGACAUUCUGAAGGAUCAGUGGAGCCCGGCGCUGACGAUUUCGAAGGUCCUGCUGUCGAUUUCGUCCUUGUUGACGGAUCCCAAUCCCAACGAUCCCUUGGUUCCGGAGAUUGCCCAGGUCUACCUGAAGGAUCGCUCCAAGCACGAUCAGACAGCGCGCGACUGGGUGCAGAAAUAUGCCACCUGAGUUCUGCGGGUCAAGUCGGUGAUGAGACUUGAGCGAGGGACGAACGUGGCGAACAUGGCGAAUGUGGCGAACGUGGCGAAAACGCCCGGGUAGCAAAGGGUUGCUGGAGACUUGCCAUUUGUUUAGAGAGUCACAGAACAUCAAAGUGAUGA